This is a messenger RNA of Linnemannia hyalina, 399 nucleotides long. The record is from the annotation of a GenBank genome assembly. NCBI's taxonomy places the organism in Eukaryota, Fungi, Mortierellomycota, Mortierellomycetes, Mortierellales, Mortierellaceae.
AUGUUCACCACCUCCGCCAUCCUUUUACCAAACAUGUCGUUUGAAGACCUUGCCGAGCAGAUUGUCGCGGUCACAGAAGCCUUGGAACUCAUCAAAAACCUGCAACCAGUGCAACCGGUGGUCGAGACGCAUGAUAACAAUGGCUCAAAAAGCACUUCUUCCUGGGGCAGCAGCACCGUCGCAAAAACUCCUCCUCCUCGUCAGCCGUACGUCUCUGAUCUCCCCCCAUUGCAGCCCAAUCAACAUCCAAUUGUCUUGUCCAUCUGGGUCAACUCGCACUCCUUGUCGAGCUACAAGUCCCACUUGGCCCGAGAGUUGAUGGAGCUCAUUCGUGAAAAGCGCCAACAUGCUCGGAGUUUGGAACUUGCAAAGGUCAACAAUAAGAACUACCAGGAGUAA